Messenger RNA from Drosophila eugracilis, 1034 nucleotides. RefSeq lists its product as uncharacterized. The record is from RefSeq and is a predicted model, not a curated record. Lineage: Eukaryota; Metazoa; Arthropoda; Insecta; Diptera; Drosophilidae. The transcript is spliced from 2 exons. The coding region runs from base 16 to 975 and encodes 319 amino acids.
AUAUAAAUAUAGAAAAUGCAAGCAAACUCGGCAAGAUCCUUAUCCUGGCACGUCCUGCUUGGACUUUGUCUGUGUCUCAUUUUGAUUUGCCAUUCAUCACUUGGCCAAGACUAUGUGACUCCUAGCGAAGACUUGAACCCGACCACAGGUCGCAGUCAGACGCCGAAUAGUGUGUCAUACUUUAGGGCGUCGAUUCCCAUGCGAAUCUAUGAGUGCCUGCGAGAACGCACCAUGCUGCACUGUACGAAAUUGUAUGUGCUCCAGAAAAUGGAGGAACGCCGUCAGAUGCCCAACAGUGGCAACCUGACCAGAGACUUUGUGGAUCAGUUCUUUGGUGAGGAGACCCAAAUGGGCAGUCUGGUGGGCAAGAAGUAUCAGAAGAUGUCCGAGAAGGAACUCAAUCAGCGACUGGUGGUCAACUUUCAGCGAUUCUUUAAGCACCGUGACAUCAAGCUGAACUUCCUAUCCGGGAUGAUGUUGCAGAUCGUGCCCAGCAAGGACAACAAACUGAAGUUUUCGCUGAAGAAGGCUCCCAAAUCCCGAAUGGGACGUUCCCGAAGACGUGAAACGGAGGAGAUGGAGCUGAACCUGAUGAAUCUUCCGUCCAUUAGUGGAGGUGGUGCCAAUAGUGGCAGUGUAGAGAACUACGAACCGGAAGCGGAGGGUGACUCCAAGCAACAAGGUGCCUUGGGUGGUGGAGGUGGCGUGGCAGGUGGAGAUGGCGGCGGCGGAGGAAUCCUUGGUAAGCGCAAGAAGAAGAACUCAUACAAGGUCACCAUGAUGCAGGUGGCAGUGCCUAUGUUGAUUUUCCCAGUCGUCUUGCUGGGCAGCCUGCUGCCCUUCAUCCUGCCGGCCCUCAAGAUGGCCACCAUCUUGUCGCUGGUGAUGAACAAUGGCGCCUUUAUGGCCGCUCUACUGUACGCCGCCCGAACUCAGUUCAACACUCACGAGGAGCAGCAUAUCAGCUACAGUUAGCUCUCUCGCUAAUAUCCCUCCUCUGUCCAUUUUUCCAAUAAAAACUGUCUCCCAUGUCA